Schistocerca gregaria is the source of this 5232-nucleotide messenger RNA. RefSeq lists its product as uncharacterized. Gene Ontology annotation, molecular function: dopamine receptor binding. The transcript has 10 exons. The record is from RefSeq and is a predicted model, not a curated record. NCBI's taxonomy places the organism in Eukaryota, Metazoa, Arthropoda, Insecta, Orthoptera, Acrididae. The coding region runs from base 619 to 3642 and encodes 1007 amino acids.
AUUUUCUUUUAAUUCUUGCCCUUGGUAAAUCAAAUUUAGAACUUUAGCUAUGUAGUUUGUUACACGCCUGAGUUUAAUAAUUAUAUCCACGGUCUGUAACAGAAGUCGUGAAUCUGAGCAUUAUGUUAACGGAUACAUAUUCUUAGUAUGUUUAUUAUUGCAAGCAUAUCCUGGCGUUAUAGGCACACAUAUUAAGGAAGAAACAUCUUGUUAGUUUCCGCAUGUCUUACAAUUUAUGUGAAGUUUGAAACGAAAUACUAUCGUUGUGUUAUUGAUUUUUCUUGGCGUAGCACGUUGGCGGAUGUUCCGGUUUACAAAAUGGCUGUGUUGUGUAGUUAGUCGGUGAAGCAAUGUUUACAUACAGUCGCACUUGAUGUUUGUAGAAGUGUGUGAUGUGCACCGCACUCUGUAUUUUAUGUAACAUGUUCCCACGAUUCACCCUGUCAAUUUCAGAGCAUUUGAUGUUACUGAGCUAACAUGCUUAGUGAAUUGGUUCUUUGUUUUGACUCCAAUAACCUAAUAUUAACAUAUUGAAGUAUGCGCGGCGCCUGUUGUGCAAAAGCUGCAUAGACGUUCAGUGAAAGUAGAUACAUUUAAAGACCUUGCUGACUGCCAGUAAUGGAUAGCCACGCAAAUAAUUCGCGAAAGCGGUCUUUAGACAAAAUGAUAGAACACAUGACUGCAGAUGUACAGAACAGUGACGGACAGUAUAUUCAGCUGGGCUUCACGCCGCCAUCCACGCCGCAGUCUCACCAUAUCUGGCCAGAAUAUGCUCAAGCUAAUGUUAACAGCCCAUCGUUGCAGCACUUUAUGCCUCACGCACCAGUCGUUCACAACACUGCAGAAAACACUGUUUACUAUACGGAUUUACAUAUUCCUUACGAGAUGGAUGUCACAUCUCACGUAUCAAAACAGCCUGAAGUGUUGCAACAAUCUGGGUUUUACUAUUCCCCGCCAAGGCAACCAAUAAACAUGUUGCACGAUAACCAUGAACUAAUUGGCACCGUAUUAGACAUGGGAGGUGGUAAUGUUGUAAAUGUUGUGUAUGGCAGUAGGCCUCCUGCUGUAAAUUCAAGCAGGUUAAUGACCCAACACUAUCACAUGAUUCCUUCAGACACCCAGAGGGAACUUGUUCCUCAUGCAUUGAGCAGUUUUGUGCCGUAUCAAGAUGUGCUGGAAAAUAGUGGACAGAAUCACAUUGAUGAAUUUGGAUUGUUUGGUGCUAGUGAGCAGUCGCAUGCACAGACAUUGCAGCAGCCUCAUCAACAACCAGUGGCCCAACCACAACAGCAGCCUUUCCAGCCUGCACAUGGAAGUACCCAUGGACAGUUAAUUGAAAAUCUGGUUGGGAAUUGGGUGCCGAAUCAGAGUGGAACGUACAGCCCCUUUGGAUGCACAGACACAGGAAUUUGUCCAGCUCCCACAACAAAUCAGCAGACUACACAAACUGUUCCAGAAGGUUCAGAUGCUGAAAAUGAUGCCAAAAAUAUGGGCCAUGGCUUUCGUAAAACCAGAAUAGUAGCAGAAGUAAAGCCAAUGAGGCCAUCAUAUUCAGAUGUUCUUGCAAAGUCUGCUCCAGCCACUUCAAAUAACUGCACGUCUUUGACAAAACAUUCUUCAAACAACAUGUCAGUUAAUUCCGGCAGUUCAGUGAAGGCUGAAACUACCCCUCUUGGAAAGCCGAAGGGCAGCAAUUUGCAAAAAUCAAAUUCAAAGAAAUUGAAAAACAGUGUGUUGAAGCGUCAGCAUUCUUCAGGUAGUGAGGAGCAAAGUGUUAGUGGAAGUUCAAGUACAUUAAAAACUGUACAAAGUCCAUCUGUUGUGCGCAGGACAGCAGAGAGUGACACGAAGCAUGCUGAUUCUGUAGGAUUUAGUUCAUUGCCACGAAAGUGGGUUUCAUUAGAUGAUUUAGACAAUGAGAAACAAAAUCCUUCAUUGGAAGAGGAGGAUGAAGAAGACGAUGAGGGUGAUGAGGAUGGUGAUGAUGAUGAUGAAGAGGAUGGUGAUCCUUUCCACAGCAUUGACACAAGAACUAGAUCAGUUACAAGCAGCAUGAAGGGCUGUGGUAAUGAUUGCCAGAUGUCAAGAAAAAGUUACACAUCACAACGGUCAAAGAAUGCAUCUCAAGAAGACAGAUGGGAAGGAGGAACACUCAACAAUCAUAAAGUGUCUGCUUGUCCAACAGCAACAACAGCUACAUCUGCAACUACUAGCAAAGCUAGUAGUGGAGUUGGAAAUGCAGGAACAGGAAACAAACGUCCUAUCCAAAUAAACAAUAAUUUGGGCACACCUGUUUGGAAUCAGAAUAGAGUUGGGUGUACGAGAAACAACAAGCCUAAUUCAGAAGAGAGGAAAGGGAAUUCAACAAUCUUGAAAGGGGAAGCCAAAGCUGGAUCACAGAGCUCUGGAAGGAAUGCAUCUUGUAGGGGUGCUGGAGCUAGUAGUGCAAGUCCAUUGCCUGUGUCACCGAAUGGAUUUGGAGGACCAGAAAAAGCAGCACAAGCCAAAAGAAACCAACGUGGAAGGAAGCGCACUUUGCAUUCGCCAAUCGCUAUGGUGUGCCAGCCAAUAAGGCAACAGAUAUGGCGUUGGGGUCAGAUGGUGUUUAGUUUUCUGUUGUGGUUCAUGCUUCUGCUGUCUGAUGUCUUGGACAUGAGCACGCAGUUAUUGGCACAUCUGUGUGUGCUGGUAUGUGCACAGGUGCACAGUUGGUCAUUAAAGGGAUACUUCAAACUGACUGCAGUGAUUUACCAAAUAAGUAUAUGGCCAAGAAACUGGUGGAAAGGUAGUACAAAAUCAAAUUCUAAUAAUACAACAAAAGAUAAAUCCCACGGUGGUAUUCCAGCAAGUUUAGAGAACAAUAUUUCACUACCAUGCACUGGAGAAGAAGCAAUGAAAAGAUUAUUGGCGUGUAAGGGUAAAGAUCCAUACAGCAUUUUGGGUGUCACUCCUCAUAGCUCUGAUGAUGACAUAAAGAAAUAUUAUAAACGACAGGCAUUUCUUGUUCAUCCAGACAAAAACAAUCAACCUGGGGCAGAAGAGGCGUUCAAAAUACUUGUGCAUGCUUUCGAGCUCAUUGGGGAACCUGAACGGCGUAAAGCAUACGAUCGGAGAGUAGCUGAAACACAACAGGUGGAACAAGCAUGGAGUGAAUUAAAUGACUUGCUGUCACAGCUGCAUCAGAAGAUGGAGUAUGCGGCCAACACAAUAAGAUGUACAAACUGUGGGAAGAGGCACCGCAGAAUAAGUGUUGACCGGCCAUGUUAUGCAGCUCGUUUAUGUGCACAGUGCAAGAUACAUCAUGCAGCCAGGGAGGGAGACAUUUGGGCAGAGAGUUCUAUGCUUGGUUUCUUGUGGCAUUACUAUGCAUGCAUGGAUGGUGCAAUAUAUGACAUAACAGAGUGGGCUGCCUGUCAAGCUGAUAAUUUGCGUCAUUUACGUGCCAAUACACAUACGGUCCAAUACCGUAUAGUGCUGGGCCGCCAUCAGCCUCCACCUCGACAUCGUGGGCCAGAACCACACAGUGAAGCUGACUUGGAGAAUUUUCUGAACAAUCUUUACAGUCAUUCAAGCAAUGGCGAAGUAGGUGGCAACCGUUCUGAUCAAGGUCGCAGCCGUCGCAAAGGAAGAAAAAAGAAGUGAAUCUUUAGCUAACAAAAUGUGAUUUUUUAAAAAUGUGUAUGACUUAUGUGCUUUACAAUUGUGAGACCACUUUAAUGUGGAUUUAUUCAGCUUUGGAUUUAUUAGAAAAAUAACACACACUAAAGUAGUGAUAAUAGUUUCACUAUUUACCAUUGCAUACGCCUCACAUGAAUGACUUCAGACAGUGUUCUUGUUUUUAUAUAAAUAGGAAUUGAAAAUAGAUUCCAUUUGUGCUCUGACUGGAUCACUGUAGCUAACAAAAACAUUCAAAAGCCUAAAUUUGAUAUUUGUUCAAGGUUCUACAGCUUAAGCAUCCUCCCUGAUGAGAAAUGAGGAACAGUGACAAUAGCUUUAUUAUGAAGGGUAAAGUGCAAGAACAUACACACUACCCUACCUUUAGCACAAUGAAACAUGCUGCAUAAAAUAUUUUUUUCAUUCUUUGUAAGCGGUUUAUUUUGUUCCUUUGUUUGCCACUUGUUUUGUGUAGGGGAUAAAAUACUUCAGAUACUGAUGUUGCAUUUGCAACUGUGUACCUAAUCCAUUUUCCUUUUGACUCAGUCUGUCUUUCAUUUGCCUUGGUAUUGAAUACUCAUAUCUCUAUUCAAAAUCUUGUAAGGGUCUUUUUUCUUUUGUUUUCUCACUUAUGUAGUGACAGUAAUAAUUUUCUUUAUUGAAAUGAAACUGAGAGAUAUGAGAAAAUGUUUGUGUUCAUGAUAAUUUAUCGUGUUUGUAUAUGACUGCAGAAGUUUCAUUUCUUGCUAAUAAUGAUUUUAAAGCUUCCUAGACGUGUGUUACAUUAACAUUUUGUCAUAAGGAGUUUUAUUACUGUAAAAGACCCAUCAACAGGAGGGAACAACAAACACUUUCAGUCUAUCUGCUAGUUCUUCUUAAUUAAACUAUAUUUGCCAAGUAACAUAAUUAGAGUGGAAAUGUUCAUUUUUCUAUGGCAUAAUGAGAUUUCCUCUUCAACUUUGGAUAAUGUAUGAUUUUGUACACUCUUAUUUUGCUUUCUUGUACAUUCACUAGCUUUGGCUUGUACUUCAGGAUUUCAUAUGCAAAUUUAAUCUUUCGGUUAUAUUAUGUUAAGAAAGAGUAGUUGGUGAUACAAACUUUUCUAAAAAAGUCAGUUUAAAUUUGUUUUUGUUAUAUUUGUGACGCAAUUUUUUCAAAAAGUGGAUACACUGAUAUAAAAGGAGCAGAUUUUUACUAGAAACCAAACUAUCUUUGCAGUAUUGUAGAUUUUGGCAUGACUUAGAGCCCAAGGUAUUUAGCUUAUUUUCUCUUGUUUUAGUAAUGAGAAGAAUCACUUCUAUCAAUCGACAUAUUAAGUUCAACGCUAUACCUACCUGAGGAGCUAUGAAAGAUAUCCACAUGACUGAUGUAAUGGUAGACAAUUUACCAUCUCCUCGUUACACUUAAGUGUACGUUUUCUGUUCUUAAAUCCUGCAUCGGCAGUGUAAUAUGUUGAAAAAUCAAGAGGCUUACACAUAUGAAGCAGAUAUAAUUGCCUUUGUAAAGCUAUAUAUUUACCCAAUAAAGCAGAAUUUUAUAGGAGCAUCCUUUAUUGAAUAAAGACAUUCUGCUUAGUUA